GUCACGGGAGCUGCGCGAGGAACAGCCCCAUUGGGGUCGCCUCAGAGACGCGGCCGGCAAGCGUGAAGCUGGGGCCACCGGAGCCGAACAGGGAACGGCGUUUGCCGGGGCCGAGGCGGAAGCCGGAUCCUUUGGCGGACCGGACCGCGGGAACCCGGAAACGCCUGGGCCUCAGAGAGGCGGUCCGGGAGACAGAGCCCGCGGGAGCCGGCAGCGCUGCGGGUCAGCGGGCACGGCGGAGCCGGCGGGCUCGGCAGCCUGGGUCGCCCGGCGUCGCGGAGCCUGGAGCUCCAGUGCGGGCAGCUGGCCGAGCCGCACGGCGGACAAAUGAAGAGAAAACAAUGUCUGCCAACCUAAAAUAUCUUUCCUUGGGAAUUUUGGUGUUUCAGACUACCAGUCUGGUUCUAACGAUGCGUUAUUCUAGGACUUUAAAAGAGGAGGGACCUCGUUAUCUGUCUUCUACAGCAGUGGUUGUGGCUGAAUUUUUGAAGAUAAUGGCCUGCAUCUUUUUAGUCUACAAAGACAGUAAGUGUAGUGUGAGAACACUGAAUAGAGUACUGCAUGAUGAAAUUCUUAAUAAACCCAUGGAAACACUGAAACUUGCUAUUCCAUCAGGGAUAUAUACUCUUCAGAACAACUUACUCUACGUGGCACUGUCAAACCUGGAUGCAGCCACUUACCAGGUUACAUAUCAGUUGAAGAUACUUACAACAGCAUUGUUUUCUGUGUCUAUGCUGGGUAAAAAACUAGGCGUGUACCAGUGGCUCUCCCUAAUGAUUCUGAUGGCAGGAGUUGCUUUUGUACAGUGGCCUUCAGAUUCUCAAGAGCUGAAUUCUAAGGACCUUUCAACUGGCUCACAGUUUGUGGGCCUCAUGGCAGUUCUCACAGCCUGUUUUUCAAGUGGCUUCGCUGGAGUUUAUUUUGAGAAAAUCUUGAAAGAAACAAAACAAUCAGUAUGGAUAAGAAACAUUCAACUUGGUUUCUUUGGGAGUAUAUUUGGAUUAAUGGGUGUGUACGUUUAUGAUGGAGAAUUAGUAUCAAAGAAUGGAUUUUUUCAGGGAUAUAAUCAACUGACAUGGAUAGUUGUUGUUCUACAGGCACUUGGAGGCCUUGUAAUAGCUGCUGUCAUCAAAUAUGCGGAUAACAUUUUAAAAGGAUUCGCGACCUCCUUAUCCAUAAUAUUGUCAACAAUCAUAUCUUAUUUUUGGUUGCAAGAUUUUGUGCCAACCAGUGUCUUUUUCCUUGGAGCCAUCCUUGUCAUAGCAGCUACUUUCUUGUACGGUUAUGAUCCCAAACCUGCAGGAAAUCCCACUAAAGCAUAGUCAUGUCCUAUCCCUAAUUGGAUUUCACAAUGGUGCCCUAGGAGCCUCAACAUUAAUCUUGCACAGAGGACUUCUGCAGAUUCUAUGAAGAAAUCAUCAUGCUAAAUCUGAUCACUCUGUUGAGAUGGUUUGAAAAUGUGUAGCCUUCAGGAUGAAAUGUGUACAUCAUCUGCAACCCAAGCUUGGAAGUGUGUCCAGGAAGUCGGGUUAGAGGGGAUACUGGGAGGAGGCCUUAAGUCUGAGCUCGUAAUGACCUCAGCCCUUUAGUUGCUGCAGAACUGUCCAUUGCAGCCUUUGCAAGAGCACACACAUGCAAAUAAAUACCAAGGUUUGCAAGGUAGAUCUGCCUACACUUAUCACCUGUUCUUAACCUUACUCUUUCUGUACAGAGAUAUCAAGUUACAUGAACUAUUUCAAUGGAAAUUUAUAAUCAUCUAUAAAGCUGUGAACAAUUAUAAUUUAAAACCAUUUUCAUGUAUCUGGGAUUUUUAUAUUUAUACAGAAGAUUACUAAAGAAAGGAUUGCUAAAUUUUAUUUGUUUAAUUCCAUAAGACUUGAUGAAGUAGUAAUCUGGGUUUGAAUCAUUUAAAUUUAAUGUAGAAAGAGUCUAUCCCUCUAUGUGUGUCUUUUGACCAUUUACUACUUUGGCUGAAGCAGUUUGGUUCUUUCUACGCUAGAGUAGUCAGUGACUGGCUCUAAUGAGGUUUACCAUCAUUUCCAGUUGUGCUUCUUUUCUCAUUAUUCUCAUUAUUAUCUUAAAUUGAAUCUGUGUGUGUGUUGCCAUUAAAAUUUUUAAAUGAAUUUAAAGGGAUUAAAUACUCAUUUAAUAAUUGAAAAUAAAAUAACUGUCCAGUCUCCAUGUGGAGAAAUAUAAACUAUGAAACAUAUAUUGUAUGUAGUUUUGAAAUGGAGAAUUUUCUUGUUAAUCUGCAGUGGGAAUUUCUUUUAAUCUGCAACUGUUGACAGAAACAACAAUCAGUAUAGUAUAAGUUCUAUCAGUGGACCACGAUCAAACUGACAUUCCCUACUGCAUAAUGUUACUGUCUUUUUUCUUUUCCUUGUAUUUUUGGUUGUGAGCCUAGCCUUUAACAGCUAAGCCAUCUCUCCAACCCAUCUUUUUUCUUUUUCUUAAAGCAUAUUGUUAUUUUUUUUCUUCUUAAGGCAGAUUUUCAUUAUAUAGACCAAACUGACCUUGAACUCACAAAUAUCUGACAGCUUCUGCCUGCCAAGCGAUGGGAUUGGGUGUGGGCUGCUCUGCCCACCUCACUACAUUGUUUUGAGUUGCAUUGUAUUUUAAGUUCUAAGGCUAUUUAGAAGUCUUUAUGUCUUAAAGCCCACUCUCCCCAGAAACCCUCUGCUCAUGUGUAUGGAAGACAGGCCCGCCUUCGGGUCUCCUUUCUGGGAUUCCCAUGAGUGCUCUGGGAAGGAAAAAGCAUUUGCUUUAAAAUAGUAGGUUUUCUUUCUUUUUAACACUGGAGUUGAGGACACAAAUUAUAAGUUAUUUAAUAAUAGAUUCAAAGGAAAGGGAAUAUAUUAGAAAUAGUAAAAUAAAGUGGGAGGCAAAGAUGCGUUAUAUAUUUGGAAUAUAAUUUAUUUAAUUAUUUGACCAUAUGCAGAAUUACCUAUUGAAUAUAAGAUCUAUUUUAUUCUUUCAUUUAUAUUGUAUAUAUUUUAAAACUUUGUUCUAAUAGAUACAAACCUAUAAAAAGGUAACUAUUUUUUAUGUAGUUCCAAUAGAUUUUGUUAAAUGGAGUUUGACUCAAAAAACACUAUUGUUAAGAACUGUAAGGUUUCCUUGGCAACCUUGGAUUGGCUAUUUGAUCUUGCCAGAGCAGAUGUACUUUCAACAAUGAACGUGGCUAACCAAUUCCAUUCAGAGUUUCAAAAAGUGAUAGACUGUUUAACGUCAUUGCUCCAGUGAGGAUAAAGUGAUCGCAGGCUUUCUGAGUGCCAGGUUUGUGGUUUUCAGUGAUCGCCUUUAGAGACUGAGUAACUAUUUUGAUCAUGGUGUGACUAAGUGCAACCCAGAUCUUGCAAAUUCAAGAGGACAGAUUCAUGUUCUGUUCAUAUUAAAGCAUUGUGUGGGCAAGUGUGGAUUCAAAAUUAAUGGUUACUUAGUUCUAGAGUACCCUGUCUUAACCCUACAGAGUCAGACAAAGAAGCAAUUGGAUGGUAAGGUUGUUAAAGUUAUAGUACGUUUUAUGUGUCUGCAAGUCUUUUAUGCAUCAUUUAUAGUUUUCUUCCCUAGUCAGUUAAACAGUAAUUGGGCUGAAUGUAUAGUCUAAGGAAAUACUAACAUUUGGGGGAAAUGGGCUUGUAACCUAGACUGGGUCAUAGAUAUUGAUGCUGGAACUUUGUGUAAUGUAGUUUGUGUUUUGAUGACAUUCAAAAGUAUUAUUGUGUCAUGCUUUUAUAAUAACUCAUCAACUAUUUAAACUUUAUUCUCUUAAAUGGUGUACUUGUUAUUUCUCAGCUGCUUUCCCUAAAUGAGUGUGUGAGCUCAUGGGGAAGAGUGCCAGCCGAGGGCUGUGUUAGUCAGGCACAGUGCACUGGGAAAGAGCUCCAUGCCACAGGCAAGCCCCUCAGGGCGGCAACAGCAGCUCUUUACUGAUGGCUCUCAAGUUGUGACAGAACGUAGACUUUAAAGAUUCAGAACUGAAAUAUUUACAUCAAUUUCUGUGGAAUGACACAGAAUUUCAUAUCAAGGAAAGGAGGCUUGAUAUUUAAACCACAGUCUAUUAAGAAAUUCCAAAAGGAAAUUAAUUGACAUUCUGCUCUAAAUCCUAAAAGAGAAUACUAGACUUUUAAAAUGUCAUUAUACUGUCAUUCAACUGAAGUGUUUUGGUUUUGUUGUCUUUUUGAGGUAGCAUGUUAACUAUGCCGCCCUGGCUGCCCUGAAACUUACUGGGUAGACCAGGCUGACCUGGAAGUCACAGAGAUCUGCUGCCCUCUGUCUUCAGAGUGCUGGGACUAAAGGUGUGUGCCAUCACCCCAUUUGAGUUUUGUUUUAUUUAGUUUUUAAAGAAAGGCUUUAAUGCCAUUCAUCCUAUUUAAACAUUCAUUGUAGAAUAUUUGAUUACUAUAUCUUUCCACGGGAUUUACAAAAAAAGUAAUUCUGUUAUAUUGAAAGUCAUCUCAAGGAUCUCCAAGAUAUUUAAAGAAUUUAUAGGGCCAAAGAAAAUGCACCUUUAUCACAGUCUGGUCCUGUGUGCCUUGUUUUACCAAACAAAUACCUGGCCUUUAUGGAGAAUAUUAGAGAAUUAACAACUUUAGACAUAUAC
This is a messenger RNA of Rattus rattus (black rat), 4603 nucleotides long. It is a transcript of the gene Slc35a3, whose product is annotated as solute carrier family 35 member A3. The record is from RefSeq and is a predicted model, not a curated record. Gene Ontology annotation, biological process: pyrimidine nucleotide-sugar transmembrane transport. NCBI's taxonomy places the organism in Eukaryota, Metazoa, Chordata, Mammalia, Rodentia, Muridae. The transcript has 8 exons. The coding region runs from base 342 to 1322 and encodes 326 amino acids. Gene Ontology annotation, molecular function: UDP-galactose transmembrane transporter activity. Gene Ontology annotation, cellular component: Golgi membrane.